AUGCGCCUGGAGCACAAUGUCGUCCGCUUCACCGUCAUUCCAGACCAAGGGACCCAGGUUUGGGCGCAGAUACCAGUUGACACGAUAUUCGAGGAAUCUUCAUACCAACUCGAAUCGAACUCAGGCGCCAUCAAUGUCGAAAUUAAUAUCAGCCUCUUGAACCGUGCUCUACGCUCAACAUUUGGCUCAUCAUCCGCACAGUUGCGACUGACCAAAAAGGAUAAAAUGCCUCUCCUCGCACUAACGGUGCUGACAACAGAGUGGACUGAAGGCAAUAUGGCUCUUGCUACCAAUGAAGCCACAGAUCAAGAUCCCACAUCGGGCCUGGCAGGCCAGACUGGUGUGGUUGGGGACCGACGAGCCCGAGAACGGGAGACGUGGAUCACACAAGAAGUUCCUAUCAAGAUCCUACAUGAAGACGUUGUGGAGAACCUUCACGAGCCUCACUGUCCCGACCCGGAUGUCCAUAUUAUCCUGCCCAACCUGAUGCAGUUAAAAAGCAUUUCGGAUCGCUUUACCAGGCUAGCAUCGACUGACAGCAAAAGCCGACAGCCUGGCAUCGUCGUCGCAGAUGUAUCAAGCUCAAGUGCUGGAGCCACAGCGCUUUCUACCAACUCUGCGCCAAAGCUGGAAUUAUCGGCAAAUAUGCACGGCAAAUUAAGAUUGGCUAUUGCAACGGAUGAGUUGCGUAUUGAGAGCGUGUGGUCUGAACUGGUCAAUCCACCGCUGGAUCCUGCCCAUAUGACGCAAGACAAGUACUCGCAAUUACCCAGCGAGCGGAGGCGCGAAGCGGGUGGUGAUGAUGAGGCUGGAUGGGCAAAGGUUAGGAUUGAUGGCAAAGACUGGGGCCGUGUGUUGAGCGUCGGAAGACUUAGUCCUAAGGUGGUUGCAUGUUUUAUCAACGAAACAGCUCUGGUUCUGUAUGUCUAUCUACCGGGAAGUUGGAAUGGUGAAGAAUCCUGCUUAACUUAUUACAUCAACUCUUUCACAACGUGA
Molecule: messenger RNA, 996 nt
Organism: Penicillium macrosclerotiorum
Lineage: Eukaryota; Fungi; Ascomycota; Eurotiomycetes; Eurotiales; Aspergillaceae
Product: checkpoint protein HUS1 family protein
Exons: 4
Coding region: 1-996 (331 amino acids)
Biological process (GO): telomere maintenance; nucleotide-excision repair; mitotic intra-S DNA damage checkpoint signaling
Cellular component (GO): nucleolus; site of double-strand break; checkpoint clamp complex
Source: RefSeq, a predicted model, not a curated record